Prorocentrum cordatum is the source of this 10263-nucleotide messenger RNA. Lineage: Eukaryota; Dinophyceae; Prorocentrales; Prorocentraceae. The record is from the annotation of a GenBank genome assembly.
AUGGGGGCGCUGCCUGUGUCUCCAGCGUGGCUCGACGAGGUCUCGGAGGCCUGUGAGCGGGUCGUCGUGUGGCCGUCGAGGCGCGAGGAGGACGGGGAGGUGGUCGGCUCGCACCUGUACUGGGUGCUCUCGCCGGACGGGGACCUGUGGGAGGAGCUCCUCUCGGGAGCCUCCCCGGCCGACGGCCCCUCCGGCAGUGAGCGCCUGGUAGCCGGCGCCGCUCCGCCCGCUGGAGACCGCAAGCUCUACGGCUUCAGAGAGAGGCUCACGCUGAAUCGGCUGGUGGAGCUGGCGGAAGAGUGCAGGGCUGCGAUGGAGGCUCGUGGGCAGACGCUCGCGGAGGCGCCGGCCAGUAUUGAGCUCCCGUCGGACGUCCUGCUGGACAUCAGCGAGGUGUUCCCGUGGGCCCCCCCGCCUCGCGCGCCCGCCCUGCCGGCGCACCCUCUCGCGGGCGGCGGCGCGGGCGACGCCCUUGCCGCGGCCCCUGCCGGGGCGCCCGCGCCCCCGCCAGAGGGUCACGUGUGGGCCUUGGCGGAGCCCGCGCCUGGGCUGCCGAUUGGCUCCAUCGUGGACGCCACGACGGAGACCCCGAUUGGGGUGGGGAUCGACGCCCUCUGGCACCGGCGCGGCCGGGCAUGGCGAGUGGAGCAGAUGCCUGAAGCGGAGGUGGCCGACUGGACGUCACGGCGCGUGGAGAAGCUGCGCCGCCUCCUGGAGAUGGUGCCGCCGGCCGCUGCUCCUGGUGAUGGGCCCCUGGCCCUCGGUGCCGGACCUGCUCCAGGCGGGGAGGUACCACCGCCAGGGCCAGGCGACCGCCACGCGGGGGCCGACGCCGGCGAUGGAGGCCCGAGUCCAGAGGAGCGCAGUGGCGACGACACGAGAACCCUCUGGGUCGAGUGGGACGAGCAGGGGGAGCGGUUCAAGGAGUUCAGGAAGGCCAUCAACGAGUCGGUGAGCCACGACUGGGGGCAUCAGCGGCUCGAGGGGGGCCUGACGUGCCUCCACACGUGCAAGAUGAUGUACCGCACGUCGGGCCCCCCGCGAGCGUGGCUCGAGAAGUUCCUGAGAGCGCUUGAGGAGGCCGGCUGCUUCGACCAGCUGAACCUAGGCGGCCUCGCCUGCCUCGAGGUCGUCGCCCGCCGGCUCAACGCCAUCGUGGAUGCCUACAAGCGCGGCGGGGCCCCGUCGUUCGCCAACGCCAAGUACCUAACGCCGCUCGGCGAGGCGGACGAGCUGCCGGCACCGGCCUCGAGGCAGCGCGUCUCCCGCCGCGCCGAGGAGGACUGGGAGGUAGAGCAGUCCAUGAAGAAGGCGGAGGCCGUGGACUCCCGCAUCACGUCGGGCGCCGCGGCCAGGGGGGCCACCAGCAGCGGCGGCGCCGCGGGGGCCGGCGGAGGGGAUGCCAAAGGGCGGAGGCAGCCCUCAGAGAGCUGCUCCGGAGGGCAGUCCGUGUACGAGAUGGACGUCGCCCCGAGGAACCUCGUGCCCAGCAAGGUCUCGCUUCCCGAGAGCGCGCUGGAGUGCCGCUUCCUCGAGGACAUUGCGAGCCCCGGCUGCCGUUCUUUUCUGGAGGGGGAUCAGAAGCGAAUGAGGUUGGAGCCCGAGGCGGUCGACUUCGACAGCAUGCCGCGGGUCUACAUGGACCCUGUGCUGAAGAGGAAUUCUAAAUGCUACCGCGCUUUCGUGCGGGAUCUCGCUAGACGUGGACUUCUUGGAGUGACUUCGAGGCCCGCCGAGUCGGUGGGCGUCGUCUUCGCGGCCAAGUCGAGCGGCGCUCUGCGGCUGAUCAUCGACGCGAGGCGCAGCAACGGCCACUUCAGAGAGGGCCGUCGCUUGCUGAACGCCUUCACCGUGUGCGUGACCACGACCGACGUCAAGGACUGCUUCUACAGGAUGCGGAUCCACGAGGACCUCGGCCGGUACUUCUGCUUGCCAGCCGCCCCUUGGCACGUGCUCGAGGGGCUGCCGGUUGCCGGCCUCCCCGCCGAGGCGGCUUCGGACGCGAUGGUGUACCCCUGCCUGGGGGCCCUGCCGAUGGGCUUCGCGUGGAUCUUGCACCUGGCCCAGGCCGCCAACGAGGACAGGGUCUGCCGGAGUGUCAGCCUCCAGGAGGCCGCGCCGGCUGGCCGCGAGCAGCCCCUGAUGCAGGACCAGGCGGAGGCUUGUGCACUUCGCGCCUCGGCUCGAGGCGAGGGCGGGGCCCGCGUCUACGUCGACAAUUUGGGCGCUGUUAGCGGCGACGUCGCCCUCAGCGACAGGAUGGUGUCCGAGUGGAGCGACUUGUUUGAGCCGGUCGGGCUGGCCCCCCACAUGUCGAAGUCCCACGACAGCUGGGGGGGGGCCCUCGGCACGGAGCUCGACGGGAGGCACCUCCGGUCGACCAUGACGUCGGCCCGCUUCUGGAAGCUGGAGCGCGGCCUGACGGGGCUGUUGUCUCGGAGUCACGACUUAAAGUUGCUAGUCCAGAUACGCCGCUUCAAUGCGUGCGCCCUGGCCUUCGGCAUCGCCCCGUACUUCAGGCCGGGCGCGGUGCCUGCCGCGUGCCCGAAGGCGCUGCCGGCGGCGAAGGCGAGGGCGAGAACGCUGGAGAAGCUGGGCCCGCCCCCGCCGAGAGUGAGGAGCGUCCGGGCCCGCCUGGAGACCAGCUCUGCGAUGCCGCCGCUGCCUGCCUCGCCGACGCUCGCCGACCUCGCGCCCGAGGUCUCCGCCGGCGCAGGCGCGGCGGAAGGCGAGGGCGAGCUCGACACGAGCGGUUCCGACAGUGUCGUGAAUCAGGCGAGCGCGGCUCCGCGGAGGUCCCGCGUCCUCCAGGACUCCCGGCGCCGACGGAGAGCGGCGCUCUACGCGGACCUGAUCAUGCAGAGCAAUUUGGAGGGGAGUACACUGCUGGAGCGCCUGGCGGUGACUCGCCGCACGAGGGGCCGCUACGCCGAGUAUCUCGAUCGCUUUUACUUGCACGCAGGCCUGGCGGACGAGAAGCUGGCGCAGGCCAAGGACGAGAACGUGGACUGCCUCCUCUGCGACUACUUCACCGCGAUGCACCUUGUGGGCGAGCAGAGCAGUCUCGGGGGCCAGACCGGGGCCGCGCUGCUGGGCAGGCACCCGGCCUUCGGCCGUCGGGGGGGUCGGUCCCUGCCGCGCACCUGGCGGGCGCUGAAGGCCUGGAGGCGGCUGGCGCCGUCUCGCACCUGCCGGGCUUUGCCCCUCGCAGUCUGGGCGGCCGUGAUGUGGCGCCUGGUGGACAAAGGGCUGGCGCUCAUGGCCCUGUUCCUGGCGGUCGGCCUCUCGGCUUAUUCGAGGCCCUCUUCCCUCCUGGCCGCUCGGAAGUGCGACCUGGCGCCUCCGUCUCGCGCGGCGGUGGACAGCUGGAGCCUCCACGCACGCCCGGAUGAGGAAGGCAGGCCGAGCAAAACGAACCGCUACGACGAGGGCUGCCUGCUGGACUCGAGCUACCUGCGAGCUGCCGGGGGGACAGAGAAGCUGUGGCCGUUCAACUAUCUGGAGCUCUCGGAGGCCGUGUCACUGGCCGCCGCCGCCGAGGUCGGCGCUGGGAAGAUAAUUUUGUACCAGCUACGCCAUUCGGGCGCCGGCGUCGACGUGGGUCGGCGCGCGCGGACGUUCGAGGAAGUCCGACGCUGCGGAUGCUGGGCCCAGGCGCGGAGCAUGCACCGGCACGAGCACAGCAGCCGUCUCAGCGCCGAGUACGAGCGUUACCCGCCAGACCAGAGGCGGCUGCGCGAGUCCUGCGAAGCUCACCUCAUGCAGAUCAUGCUGGGCCUUGCACAUCCCGUCCGUUUCCGUCAGGAGAUGUUGGCCUGGCAGGCGGAGAUUGAACGCAUGGCCGUUACGAUGGUCGCGGAAAGUGCAAUCGUCGUGGAAAAGGUGGUCAUGCCCAGAAUGGACAUGGAAUCGGAAGUGAUCGUGAACGCGGUCCGGAGCGUCCCUGGCCCCAACUUCUUCUUCCGCCUCAUCGUGUGGUCCUACGGAUGGCUGGAUGCCGGCCUGACCGUCUUCGCGGGGGAAAGGUGGGUGAGGUUUGAGGUAGGCGUGUACGUGCUGGGCUCCUUCUACCUGGGCGCCAUGGGGAUCUGCUUUCUGGUCCUCCUCCUCGACCACCUGGCCCGCCCCUUUUUCUGGUUCUACCGCCGUCUGAGGCGCUCCCCCACCUUCUGCGAUUUCUGCACCCGGGUGGAGGACAACCGCCGGUUCCCCCUCGAUCUCGACUGGAGGGGGCCUGAUGCCCAACCCGUGGACGACGACAUCGUCCGAGGGAGGAGCGACCAGCCCCCGAGGCUGCCCAACCACCUCGUGGCCGAAGUCGGGGGCCAGCGGGUACGCCUGGAUCGAGGGCAGCACGGUGACCCCAUCCGGAAGGAGAAGCGGGCGGGCCAGGACUUCCCGCACGCCCGGGUGCAUGACUGCACGGACCCUGACCUCCGACGCCGCCUGGAGGGUGCGGACACCAAGGUGGUCCACCUCUGCAGGGCGGGACCCGUGGGCGGCUGUCCCAGCGUGGACGCCUUCGCCAUGCACUUCCGGAAGUAUACCGCGGUCGACGCCAAGGCCAUCCUCGAACUCACCGAGGACAGGGGCCUGGGAAGCCCCUUCCUGGCCGGCUUCCGCACCCUCUGGAGGGCAUUCUGGGGUGGGGUCCAGCGCAUCGCCCAUUCCUUCUUGGCCCGGGGGGCACCGAUGGCCUGCCUGUGCCGCUACCACGGCCUGGAGUACCACAACCUCCGCCUGAGCCGGAUCCAGUGCUCGGAGGUGCCCCCUAACCCCGCGGCCGCCCCUGGCGUGCCGGUGGGACCUGACUGCCACCAGCUGACGCACGGCGUCCCGGGCGCACUCGUGUCUGAAGGCACCCCCGAAGGGGAUGGGGAGGCCCCCGCGACUGUGAAUGGGGGGAAGGCUACGCCACCCCUGACCAUCCCCGCCCAGGCGGAGGACACGGUCGGACGGAAGUACUUGAUCCGCCUCUACGAGCCCGCCGACACCGGGGGAGGCGGUCGCAUCGCCCGCCUGCUCCACGCGCCCUCAAGCAAGGAGGAGCUGCUGAGGUCGGGGAGGGGCCACGCCCCGGGGCGCCGGGCGGGGGGGGCGCCGGCGAUGGAGCCGAACAGCACGGAGCUGGGGCUGUACCUCCAGGCGGGUGCCACGGGCAAGCCGACGGGGGCGAAGAUGCUGGAGGCGGCGGCGGCCGUGGGCCGGAAGCCACACCGAGUGCGGACCGCGAUUCUGGAGCAGGUGGCCGUGGGACCUGCCCAUCUUGGGCGGGAGCUCUACUUGACCCUGCGCGGACAUGGCCGGGGGGCCCUCGCCCUGCUGGAGGGGGUCGGCUGGCCCCUCCCGCUCAGCAACCGGAUUGCGCAUGGCUUGGCGGCCUGCCUGAUGGGCGCCCCUAAGGCGGGACCCGCCGACCCGAACGCCCUCACGGUGGCCGACUUCGUGGUCGCAAGAGGCGCGGGCGCCGGGCCCCUCGUCGCCGCGGAGGGACACAGGAGGGAGCCCCCCUCGCCGGCCCCCGCAGACCUUGACACGUGGGCGGAGGCCGCCCAGACGCAGAUCCGGGUGUUCGCCCUGACUUAUGGGCAGGAGCACUCACUGCCCAGGACCACCGCCCUGCGGUUCUUGCUGCGCGAACAUCAGGACCGGCCGGAGUACCUAUCCCUCGCCGACUUGAUGGAGGUCUGGGAGGAGCUCACGUGGCACUGGUGGGCGAAGAUGCGGGACGAGCUCCGGUCCGUGGAGGCCGAGCUGGGCCCCCACCCAACCGCGCUGCCGGAGCUGACGGCCUAUGCCACAGCCCCGGAUGUGCGCGGGAGAGCCCGCGCGAAGAUCCCCCGCACGUUCGUCGUCGAGGACCCCGCGGAGUACUACCACCGGGAAGGGGCCGCCGGAGGCCGAGCCCUGCAGCCCCGCUCGGCGAGUGCGCCGCCGGGGGGCUUCGUGCUGAACGAGAGCCACACCUGCCUGGCCGACGAAGAGGGCGAGAUCCGCUACCUGAUUCCCCCUACCCAGGAGGCUUUGGAUGCGCUGAACGAGGCGGCCGCCCGGGCUGGCGGGGACAACCCGGCCCCCGACGCGCCGCUCGAGGCGGGAAGGGACGGGGCGGGAAGCCAGAGCACCACUUCGGAGGAGGGGGAGAUGCUGGUUGGCUACCUCCACGCCGCCCAAACCACCGCCGGCACGCCGCGGCGGGAUGAGCCGGGGGAAGGGGGCUGGAAGGACCAGCCCGCGGUGGCGGAACAGUACCGCAACGGUCCGGACUUCGGCUUCGCCGAGAACCACCAUAAGGCGCAUCGCCUCAACCCAGUUGGAGACCCGGACGACCCCGAGGAGGAGGCGCGGGAGGUUGGAAUGCAGGCCAUUAACGCGCGCCCCGAUGUGCGGGAGUUCCUCAAGGGGGGGCCCUCCCGGCACCUGGAGACCGCGGUCAAGAACCACGUCCUGGAGGAGAACCUGGCCUCGACGGCGACCGGAGGGGUGCUCGCCGUACUCCGGGGGAUCGUGGACGGACCCAACUGGAAGCUGGUCCGGGAGGCCGCCGACUGCCUCGAUCGGCUCGCGCCCGAGCCUGGCGGCACCCGGGGGGGGGGCGUCCGCCCCCCCGACCGCAGAGGUUACGCCCGGCUCCUCCAAGCCCCGGACGCGGGGGACGGGGUAGGGCGGGGGGCCCUCCAAAUGGAUGGAGGGGAGUGGGACAUGCUCGACUUCCACGACCGCCCCCCCCUCAGAGAGGACCCUCUCCUCGCGGAGCGCUUGGGCAUCCAGGAGGACUGUGAGAGAAAACAGUGUGUCCUCCUGAGCGCGGUGGGCGCCGCCCUCUGGGCCCGUGAGGGAAGGGGGCCGCCCAGCCUCACGGAGGUCUGGGCGCGCGCGCUCGCGGCCAGAGCGGAGCAGCUGGACCAGGCAGUUCGGGCGGAAGAAUCACUGGGGCCUCCGGAGGCCAAGCUGGUGGUCGGGGAGGCGGACCUUCGGAUCUUCAUCCACGACGCGGUUGCCCCACACCACGACAAGGACUACCGCGCCCUGGUCGCGUUCCCCCUCCGCCUCCUGGAGGAUGUCGUCCUAAACGUCGUGAUGACGGACUACGGUGGGAAGGUGACCACGCACUUUCUGGAAGGAGCCCGCUCCGGGGAGGGCUCACCUCAGGCCUGGAUGUUGAUCCACCGGGGGCACGCCCGCGCCCUCCGCCCCCGAACGCCGACCUCGGGAGAAGCGGGAGGGGGGGACGCGUGCCUGGGAGCCCUCCAUCAGACUCUUCGGAGGGAGGCCACGGUCAUGAAUGGCUGGGAGGAGUUCCUCAACCGCGACGCCCGAGGCACGGAGGUCUCCUGGAGCACCUACGUCAAGUGCCAGGCAUGCGAGGAGCGCCCCGCGGCGAGGGAGGCGGCCCUCAGGGCUGGCCGGAGGGCUGCAGCGGCAGAGCCUGCCCGGGCACCCGCAAUCAGGGCCGCCCUCCAGCUGUGGGAGGAGCUCGUCUCGGAGCACCCCGGAGCUUUGGGGGACACGCCCGCUUUCCGCUGGGGACCCCGCUUCAAGGAGGUGUUCGCGGGGACCGCGGGGGUGACCCGCGCGGUGGAGCGGCUGGGCAUCCAGGCGGAUGAGCCCGUGGAGCUGUACCGGAACCCCCUGCACCCCAAGGCCCUGGUCAAAGAGGCAGAUGCUCCCCCGGGCCCGGGAGUGGCCAACGCGUGGAUGUUCGAAAACCCGUGUACCUCCUUCUGCGACCGCAACACCAAAGGGGGCGCCCGCACCUGGGAGAAGCCGGAGGGGACCGGUGUAAACGGCAAGGAGGUCUUGGGAAACGCCCUCUCCCAGACCACGGUAAGGUGCACGCGGAACCUUCAUAAAUGGAGGAAGGGAUGGAUCUUCGAGAACCAGGAGCAUAGAGGGAUAUAUCCCAAGGUCUACGACCUCCCGGAGUGGUUGGAAAUCCUGGAGGAGACCGGCGCCGUGAUCAUCCCGGGAACGAUGUGCGCCUGGGGCCUCCAUCCCUCAGACGCUUCGUCCCCCCACCAGUUCUAUCGCAAGGGGUGCUGGCUGGUCGUCUCCGCGAACCUGGCCCCCUUCUUCACGAAGCUCCGGAGACCCUGCCCCGGUCUCUCUCCGGUGCACCAGCACGUGGAACUCAGGGACUGGGCGCAGGAGCUGUGCACCCAUUGUGCGGACAACCCCAAGUACUCCCCCGAAGUUGUGAAGGAGGGGGCCCGACUCGGUGAUGGCCUAGUCCAGGCGGCGGGAGGCUGGAAGGAAGCAGUCGACUGCUACCGAGAGGCCUGGACGAGCCGGUGGGGGAACAACCUGGACGGGGUCUUCAAGGAGGAGCUAUGCGAGCUGCUCGACCCCGACCUCAGGGAUUACCUCCACCAGAUGGUGAAGGGCGGGGUUCCCGCCCGCCAACCGCUGGCCCAGUGGCGGGAGGCGCUGGAAGUUUUCUGCCUCUACGCGGGAGCGCCCCAGGCCUGGGCCACCCACUUUAACACAGGCUUGAAGGGGGUCCUCCAACCCCAGGAGCGGCUCGCCCUCCCCGGCGGAAUGGAAGAGCUGACCCGGGUGGGGGCCGCCGACUGGUCAAACGGGGCGUACGGGGUCAUGGAUGUCAAGGAGGUCAUGGAGCCCGUAGUCCAGGAGGAGAUGAACCGCCUCGGCUUGGAGGAGAUCGACCUCAAGGGACCCUGGAGGGAAGUGCUCGCGGGGGCGGAGAAAGGCCGCCCUUUGGUCCUCCCUGGAGACUCGGAGGAGGGACGCCGGCUGGCUUACCAGCUGGUGGAGCGCCGCCGGGCGCGGGGACCGCCCGCCGGACCGUUGGCCCGGGUGCAGGUCUUCGAGUGGCGUGCGACCCUCUCCCCCUACUGCCGGGUGGCCGGAGAGAUGGGGGCACGGAUCGGAGCCACCACCCCCAAUCCUGGUUCAGCCGUGAGCCACCCCUGGUGGGAGGUCCACCAGAAUCGACUCGUGGCCGACCGGGCCGGGCGGGCCAGGACCGCGGUGAAGGAGACUUGGGUCACCUGCUCCAGUGGCAGCGACCCCACCGGCCGAGAGGCCCUCUACUUCGUGCGGUACGCGCUCUCCCACGCCGCCACCCUCGUCGUGCUGGACGGACCUCUGGACCAGGAUCUGGGGGGAGCCCGCGAGGUCUUGCAGGAGGGUGGGUGCGACGCUGCGGAGAGCCGAUUGGCCCCACUGAACCUCAGCAGCGCCCUGUUGACGCCCGAGGCGGUCCCUCCGGAGCUCUACAUGCAGGAGGAGGAGGGGAGGGCCCACUGGCGCCACUUCAAGGCGGCCGGGGCCUGGAAGAGCACCCGGGAGUCGGAGGGGGACGUCAGGGUCAUCCUUAGCCCGAUGAGCAGCGGGCCCGACUACCCACUCUGGCACCCUGACGAGGUCUCCGGGCACUACCCCGUGCUAUUGGAAGACACGCGGGGGGAUGGCACCCCUCGGGUGAGGCGCUUCGAUCCCAAGGAGGUGCUCCUCAUGGGUGCCGCCCGCUCCAUGCCGCCCGUCUCCGCGCACCAAGUGCUGUGGGCAGCGGCCAGCGCGAGGGAGGGCCUCCUCGCGGAGGGAGCCCGGGCAGGGGUGUGCCGAGAUCUUGAUGAGGACUUCAUGGCCGCGGCCAACGCGACGUGGUUCAACGCCUGGAAGGCUAACCCCGAGGACCCCCGGACUGCUUACGAGCAGUGGCUCCGAGAGGGACCCCGCAGAGCGGAGGUGCAGGCCUGCUGGGCGGAGGAGGAGGAGGAGGUCAUGGGGACGCUCACGGCGGCGCCCCGCGGCCGGAAACCCCAGACCCAGGCGGAGCCCCAGUGCCCUCUGCUGACGGCGGAGGGGGAUCAACCUCAGAUUGGGGGAGGCCACCUGGCGGACGAGAGGGGGCGCCUACGGGACAGCCUCAUCUUCGGGAACCUCGCGAAGGGGACGCGCACCUCAUACGCCGUUGCGUGGAGGCAGCGGUGCCUUUUCCUCAAAGCCCGUGGCGGGAGCCCGCUCCUCACGGGGCUGGGGAGGGAGGGCCGGCGGCAGGAUGAGGACGUGCUCCUGGACUGGAUCGUCCACCUGGCCCAUGUCCAGCACCGCUCGGAGGGGCCGAUCCGGGGAAAGCUGAUGGCGGUCCGCCACUACCAUAUCGCGGCGGGAUACCCGGACCCUCUGGAGCUGGACAUCGCCGACCUCUUGGGCCAGGCGGCGAAGCCCCACCCGGUUGGCGGGGCGGUAAGCUGGGGAGGGGGGGUGCCCGUGGAAGCCAUGGCUGGCUGGCCGUAG